GGCAUUACACUGCUGGUUGCAGCAGCUCUGCCUACCCAGAGGCACUGGCAGAGUUUAAGUUCACUUCAAACUCAGCUGCAGCUGCCCUGGGGAGCCACAGUUUGAGAAGGUUUCGUUUUGUUUAAAUGAAGGUCUGUGGCAGAGCUGCUGUGUGACAAUCUCCUGCUGCUGCUGCUGCCAUGGCUGACCCUGUCCCCGAGGACGGCGUGUCCCAGGUCCCCGAGCUGUGCUGUGAGUGUGGCCAGGCCCACCCCUUGCUGGACAAUCACCUGUACAACUUCCAGGACGAGGUGGACGACGAGCUCAUCUGCCACAUCUGCCUGCAGCCCCUGCUGCAGCCCAUGGACACGCCCUGUGGGCACACCUACUGCUUCAAGUGCCUGGAGAACUUCAUGCAGGAGUACAGCUUCUGCCCCAUGGACCGCAAGAAGCUCUCCUUCCAGCAGUGCCACAAGUCCAGCCUGCUGGUGAGGAACCUGCUGGACAAGCUGCUUGUGCUGUGUCCUUUCAAGGCUGAGUGCCAGCAGACCAUGCAGCGCUGUGAGCUGGAAGCUCACCUGCAGAACAGGUGUCCUGGCUUUAAGAAAUACAAAUCUGAGCUGCAGCGGAAAAGGAACCCCGUUUCCAAAGGGAAGGAAGAGCCCCCUGCCAAGGGGGACACAAACUCACCCAAGGAUCCAGAGCUCCCAAGUGGAGGCUCCUCACUUGUGGCAGAAAGCUCUGGAGCUGCUGUGGUGUCACUGGGGACUGCAGAGCCUGGACUGGUCAAUCCAGCUUUUGAGGAGACUGAAGAAGACCUUCCUCAUAGAACCAGUCUUGUGGCUGAAACUACCACCAUCGAAAUCCACCGGGAGGAUCCAGAGGAAGAGCUGGGGAUGAGGAUAGUUGGGGGUAAGGACACCCCCCUGGGGAACAUCGUUGUUCAGGAGGUGCUGAGGGACUCUGUGAUUGCUGCUGAUGGAAGAAUUGCUCCUGGAGACCACAUCCUUGAGGUGAAUGGCGUCAACAUCAGCAGCGUGACUCACUGCCAGGCUGUCUCCUUCCUGCGCCACCCAGGGCCUGUUCUGCACCUCCUGGUGCUGCAGGAGAAGGGCUUUUCCAGCAGGACUGCCCAGCAGGAUCCCAGUGCCACCAGCAGGGAGGUGAUCCACGUCACCCUGGUGAAGAGAGACCGAUCGGAGCCCCUGGGAAUCAAACUGAUCAGGAAGACUGACGAGGCAGGGAUCUUCAUUCUGGAUCUCUUAGAGGGGGGCUUGGCAGCCAAGAAUGGGAAGCUGAGUCGGAAUGACAGAGUCCUUUCAAUAAAUGGGCAGGAUUUGAGGCAAGGAACUCCUGAGGCUGCUGCCCAGAUCAUCCAGACCACGGAAUCCAGAGUGAACUUUGUGAUCCUGAGGCAGUCUGGGCUGCAGCUGGGGGAGCCAGGGGAGGAUGGCAGCACCUCCAACAGCAGCAGCAGCAGCAGCAGCAGCAAUGGGGGCAGCCCUGUGCACCACCGGAGGCGACCAGAGCAGAGCCACUACAGGAGGAAAUCCACCUACCAGAAGGAUUUGCCUCAGGGAUAUGUAAGUCAUGAGAAGACAGUUGCAAUAAAAAAGGAGCCAAAGGAAUCUUUGGGAAUCACAAUUGGAGGUGGAAGGGAUAACAAAAACAAGCUCCCUAUCUAUGUGACAAGUGUGCAGCCCAUUGGAUGCCUCUUCAGGGAUGGCAGAAUCAAGAGAGGGGAUGUCCUUCUGAGCAUAAAUGGCAUCGAUUUGACUCAUCUGAACUACUAUGAAGCUGUCUCAGCUCUGAAAUCCAAUGCAGCCUCCCACUCAGUCACACUGAAAGCCUUGGAAAUCCUGUCCCUGAGCUGCCCAGAGCCAGCCCUGGACAUCAGGGAGCAGGGCUUCAGCUGGUCUCCCCUCUGGAUCACGUGGCUGGGAUUGCCCAGCUACCUUCACUUCUGUCAAGAUAUUGUCCUUAGUAAAGGAAACCUGGAAAGUUGGGGCUUCAGCAUCGUGGGAGGCUUUGAGGAGAGCAAAGGAAACCAACCCUUCUUCAUCAAAACCAUCGUGCCCGGCACUCCUGCCUUCAGGGACAGGAAACUCAAGUGUGGAGAUGAAAUCGUGGCAGUGAACGGAGUGCCAGCAAUAGGAAUGAGCAACUCAGAACUGAUCCCAAUGCUGAAGGAGCAGAGGAACAAAGUCACCCUGACCGUGGUGUCCUGGCCAGGGAGCCUGGUGUGACAGCCCCAGGCCACCCCCAACACCUGCAGGUAUCCACCAGCAGCUGGCACCACCCAGGCCACACUGCCAGGGAACAGGGACUGCUCCACUCCUGCUCCUGCUGCAUUGCCAGGGAAGACUCCUUGCUUCCUUUCUAUGGAAAACAUUUUACCAACAAAUCUGGAUGCUGAAUUCAAAGUAAGGGUUAAUCCAACAGUUGUUGAGCUUCCCAGGCUCAUCAAAGCUCCUCAGGAUUGGUGGAGCACAGAAAGCUCUUCCCAGCUUUCUCCACAACCUGCCCUGGAGGCUGCUGAGGCUUGCCUUGAUUCCAGGGCUCUGCUUUCCACUGAGUAUUUGAACAGGUUAAAACAGAGGCUUUAAAAGCAGCUACUGGAUCUGGAAGGAUGGGGACCCAAUUGAGGCAUUUCUGUCUAUCAGGAUUUCCAGGAGCAUUUUUAGGUGUCAGUAACCCAAGGGAUGAUUUAACACCUGAAAACCCCACAGUAACUCAGAGCUGGUGAGCUGUGGUACCUGCAGGAGGGUCCUGGCACAAAUCCCAGUUCAGGACCUGCCAACUCCACUGUUUUACUGCAAAGGGACAAUUUCAACAGCUUCAAGAACCACUCUCAAAGGCAGCAGCAAGAGGGGUUUCAUUGGAAUAUGAUGUUGCAAAAUGUGACUUUAUCAAAGGUCAAGGGUAAGAUUCACUUAUUGCACACAGGUUUCCCUGGUUUUAGGAUUGAUAAGAGCAGCUUUUCCCCAGCAGGGAAUGGGCUGGUGUCAGCCCUGGCCCAGCCUGACGCUGCUCUGUCUUAUUUUUCUGUUCCCAGUGAUGAGGGGCAGAGUUCAGGCAGGGGCAGAAGCACCUGUACUGGCAGGUGAGAUUUCUCCUGCAGUUCCCUUCAUGUCCCUCUUGCAGCUGGAGCAGAAUAUCAAUUUAUGGGAUCAGGGGAAGCUCAAAGGAUCCUUGGCUGCAGGAAAAGUCACCUCCUGAAGGAGACUGUGCCCAGCCUGGCUUCAGUUCAAACCCACUGUGCAGUUAAAAUUUACAAUGAAAGAACUGAAGCCCAGGCAGGGUGCUUUGACCUCUGACACUGUGAAAGUUCCUACUUGCAAACUCCACCUGAAGCAAUCCCCUUUUUUAGCAGUUUAAUGAGCAGCAGAGAUGGUGGGUUCUUCUCAAACCAGGUUGCACUGAGAGAUCUUUGCUCCUGUGCUGCCUCUGCUGCACCUUUUGCAGGAGCAGCUUUGUGAGAAUCCAAGGAGUCUGUCCCCUGUCCAAAUGCUGCCUGGAAUGAAUGUUUAAUUCAACUGAAUGAAUGUUUAAUUCCUUCUAGCAGCCCUGGGCUGGCACUUUGUCAUUUGCUGUCCCUGGGCCUUGUUCACACACAGUGACUUCACCUCCUGUGCUGGGAGCUGCAGGCAGGGACAGCAGGGCCUGUCCCAGAGCCCUGGGCCCUGCAGGAGCCUCAGCUCACCCUGCCAGCAGCCCAGGGCCCUGCAGGAGCCUCAGCUCACCCUGCCAGCAGCCCUGGGCCCUGCAGGAGCCUCAGCUCACCCUGCCAGCAGCCCUGGGCCCUGCAGGAGCCCCAGCUCCAUCUCCAGCAGCCCUGGGCCCUGCAGGAGCCCCAGCUCCAUCUCCAGCAGCCCUGGGCCCUGCAGGAGCCCCAGCUCCAUCUCCAGCAGCCCUGGGCCCUGCAGGAGCCUCAGCUCCAUCUCCAGCAGCCCAGGACCCUGCAGGAGCCUCAGCUCCAUCUCCCAGAGCCCUGGGCCCUGCAGGAGCCUCAGCUCCAUCUCCAGCAGCCCAGGGCCCUGCAGGAGCCUCAGCUCCAUCUCCCAGAGCCCUGGGCCCUGCAGGAGCCCCAGCUCCAUCUCCCAGAGCCCUGGGCCCUGCAGGAGCCCCAGCUCCAUCUCCCAGAGCCCUGGGCCCUGCAGGAGCCUCAGCUCCAUCUCCCAGAGCCCUGGGCCCUGCAGGAGCCCCAGCUCCAUCUCCAGCAGCCCUGGGCACUGCAGGAGCCCCAGCUCCAUCUCCCAGAGCCCUGGGCACUGCAGGAGCCUCAGCUCACCCUGCCAGCAGCCC
This is a messenger RNA of Melospiza melodia melodia, 4284 nucleotides long. RefSeq names its product ligand of Numb protein X 2-like. Gene Ontology annotation, molecular function: protein binding; metal ion binding; ubiquitin-protein transferase activity. The transcript has 10 exons. The record is from RefSeq and is a predicted model, not a curated record. Bases 180 to 2225 code for a protein of 681 amino acids. Lineage: Eukaryota; Metazoa; Chordata; Aves; Passeriformes; Passerellidae.